GUGUAUGUUGCCUUCAGUAUCGUGGGUCUCUCGUAUCAAAUCUUGUCCUCGUAUGCUUAAUAGAUCGGCCAGUCCACUGAUAUUUUUAGCCAGCGGCUAUUACAGCGAGCUAUUUCUACUUCUGUCCCAAACACUUCAAACUCUGUCAUUUUGAAACAGAAUUCCCCAUUUGCUUUGUAACUAACUUUCCGACGGGUUGUAAAUCUUAUCAGCGGGCGGACUCUCUGGAGAAUUUUUAAACAAAUUUAGGAAAUUGAAUCGUGACUUAUAAAGAUUUGUCACAAUUAUCCGAUGGACAGCAAUUUUUCUAUUUCAGAUAGAGCGGUUCCUAUGUGAAAGUUCAGAGGCGUUCUUUUUGCGAAGGUGACAAACAACAGGCCGUGGCAUAUAUCAGGCAGAAAGGAUCGUCAGGAUGGGAUUCAGAUCUAAGUGUAGCUUGCUAGCGUUAGCUAGCAGCGAUGGACGGCAGUAGGUUCCGAAACUGGGGCCCUAGGAGAAAUUUAAAUCUGGAAGAAUCUGAAUACAACGAAGUGAUACAGAUGAGGAGAUAUUACACGUGUUCUGUGUUCAUUAUGGUUACUACUGCCCUGCUCGUCGUAAUACUGUGCGUGUGCUCCACAGACUCCAAGGAGCCCGGCUCCUCAUCCCGCAACCCCCCCUUGAACUGCCCCGAUGGCACAGUACCCUGUGACACGUCUGACGUGUGCGUCAACCGCACCAAGAUCUGCGAUCACGUCGACGAUUGUCCGGACAAAUCUGAUGAGCAGUCAAAAUGCGAUGAAUACCACAAUCAGUAUUUUCAAACAUUGUAUGAGAAACGACCGGAAGCUGACAGGAAGGAAGAAUCCCGUGAAUGUGUGUUAUCCCCUAUCCCUAAACAAUGUGAGUGCAAGAGUAAGACUCACCUAUACUGCGAGAACCAGCAGUUACGUCAAGUGCCCAGACAAAUACCGUGGAGGGUGACCGAACUUGGCAUUAGCGGGAAUAAAAUCCCAUCGGUCACAGUGAAAGACUUCCGAAACUUGACGGAGCUAAUCGAACUGUUGUUCAAGUACUCAUCUCUGCAGCACAUCAGGAAUGGAACGUUCAGACAUUGUCGUAAACUGACCGCAGUACACCUGGUUGGAAACAAACUGAAGACGUUUUCUUCGCAAAUAUUUGCUCGAGAAAACCGACUGCGAAACAUAACAUUGAGCCAGAAUCAGAUAUCUGUACUCGGAGAGUUUGAUCUUCGAUAUUUGGACCACCUCUAUAAAUUAAAUCUUGCAAGAAAUGAAAUCAGCUUGAUAGAAAGCGGUGCCUUUUCAUGGACACCCCAGCUACAGGAUCUAGACCUGAGCGGCAAUAAACUAGUGGAAAUCCGGCCGUCAUUUUUUGACCAACUCAACAACCUUCACAGGCUUAUGCUGUCCUAUAACAACAUCGAGUAUAUUGAAGCUGGUUCGUUUGCAGGCAUGAAAGAACUAAACAUACUGAGCCUGUCGCAUAACAAGAUACAAGUUCUUAAGAAAGGGACGUUUGAUGGCCUGGAGCAACUAACGAUGCUGUUUCUGAUGAGGAAUGACAUAACGACAGUUACCGCCGGGGCAUUCGACCCUCUGUUGUCUCUGCAAUCAGUGGACAUGACCUUAAAUCCGUUCCGGCAGAUACCCAAGGAUACAUUCAAGAAGAUCCACGGACUUAACUUCAUCUACUUUGAAAAGUUUUACAUGUGUGCCUAUGUGCAAGACGUGGUGUGUACUCCUGACGGGGACGGCAUAUCCAGCAAGGACAACCUUCUUGAGAACGUCGUGCUGAGGAUAAGUGUCUGGGUGGUGGCAGUCCUUGCUUGUGCUGGAAACAUCGUGGUGCUCCUGGGGCGAUUCCUUCUCAAGGAGGACAACCAGAUUCACUCAUUCUUCAUAAAGAACCUGUCUCUGGCCGACAUGCUGAUGGGCAUUUACCUGCUGAUCAUAGGUUCCCGGGAUAAGAUGUACAGGGGAGUAUACAUGUUCCAUGAUGAAGACUGGAGGAACAGCUGGGAGUGCAACGUCUCUGGAAUACUGUCUACGGUCAGCAGUGAGAUGUCUGUGAUGACCCUGACUCUGAUCACAAUGGACCGGUACAUGAGUAUCAUGUACCCGUUGUCCUUUAGGAAGCGUGGUUUGAAGGUGGCAUACCUUGCCAUGGGGAGUUUGUGGACCUUGGCCAUUCUUAUGGGAGUUAUACCUGUUCUUGGAUUAGACUACUUUGGAAAGUCGUUUUAUAGUGAUAAUGCUGUGUGCAUUCCGUUACAUUUACACGAUCCCCACGUGAAAGGCUGGGAAUAUUCGGCCAUUCUUAUUCUCGGGGUGAACUCAGUGUCCUUUGCCUUCAUCAGCUAUGCCUACGCUGCUAUGUUUCUAUCCAUACAGAGGACAGCUGUUCCUCUCCGGACUACGAGAGAAAGCAGAGACAGGUGUUUGGUCAAGAGGUUCUUUUUUAUUGUUAUUACAGACUUUGCCUGCUGGGUGCCGAUUAUUAUCAUCAAAAUACUUGCUCUUUCCGGUGUCAAGAUCAGCGGUGACCUGUAUGCGUGGGUGGUUGUGUUUGUGCUGCCAGUGAACAGCGCCCUCAACCCGCUCCUGUACACCAUCACCACCAAGCUGUUCAAGCAGAAACUGUUCUCCAAGUUCUCCUCUGUUGUGUGGAGGCCCCAGGUCAACAAGGAGUCCUCUCAGUCAAUGUCCAGUGCCAGGGCAAACAGGACGUCGGUCAGUCAGCGCAAUGCCCUGAAUGACGUGGAGAUGCAGUGCCUUAGGAAUUAUCGUCAUGCUAAUGGAAGAUUGGCUAGUCAUAAAAAGAAAUCCAUAUUGAAAAAUAAACUUAUCAAGAAAUGUGAAGUAUCGGAGCCUUUAAACGAAGAAGUGAAUGGACAAAUGUCUCCGCGAGACGAACCUACGAAGCAGACAUCUGUGGCGGGGUCACCCCCAUAGUGACUAUUUGUUAAGGUCAAGGAGCUCAAGGUCAGGACUAUCAAGAUUAUGAGAUGUAUCUGUACUUACAGACUUCACAUGAAGGAGUUUGUGAGUCAUGACGAAAGAUUCAGCUAAUAGAAGCUUGAAGUUCCAAAGUCGCAUUAUAUAGCCACGCAAGGCUUCAAAUUCAGCAUGAAUAUUAGUUUGCGUUUUUAUGGAAACUAUUUUUCUUCACAUAUGGCAUUAGAGAGAGAGAGAGAGAGAGUGAGAGAGAGAGGGAAAGUGAGUGAGUGAGUGAGAGAGAGAGAGAGAGAGAGAGAGAGAGAGAGAGAGAGAGAGAGAGAGAGAGAGAGAGAGAUGGACGUAUCUGUAAAUACUAUGUUCUGUAUAUAUGGAGUUACAAAAAAGAAACUCACUAUACUAUCCUGGGUUAUCUAUGUCCUCACGUUGAUUUUUAAAGGAUGUUUCACGGAUAAGCUAGCAUCUUUGAUUUAUCAUUCAUCGUUCAGCUGCUGGUCAAUUUACCAUGAAAGGUCUAUUGAACUGCCAAACUAUACACACGUCCUUCACGUUACAGAAUGAAACCAAAGACCACACUCACAAAGGAGGUAGGAGUAUGGCCAUUUUUGUUUAAAAUUCAGAAAACUUUCUAAUCUCGAGAAGAAAGUUGUCAGACAAGUCCAAAUGGCUGAAACUAAUAUUAUCGUUCUUACGCUUCAUCGUACCUACCUGGCAUGAUCAGGUACAUAAGCAUGGCUAACAUGAGUGACAAAAAAACCCUUCAACUUUAUUAAACAUAUAUAUAUGAGCAAGUGCGUGUCCGUUGAUGAAUAUCAUACCAUAUUUUGCAACUCUUUUAAUCUUCACCUCCUGAGAAAAUAUACCCGUGUCAAAGUCUUGCCCCUGAUCAAAUACGCUUCCUGAAAACCUCUAAUAUAAAUAAUUGACACAUUUUAUCCUUACCUUUCGUAUAAACACAGCCGAUAACUUUCACAAUGAUUUUUAACUUUAACUUUUUAACUUUUAACUUUUCAUUUCUUAAAUUAAUCAUAUCCCAGUGGGACAAAUGGUGCCCUUGCUACUUAUAUAAAGCAAUUUUUUUUUCUCAGAUUCAAGAAGAUGUAAUUCCUGUACGUAUAUGCACGUGACACCAUAUUAUGAGUUAGUAUCAAUUGUACUUUAGGCCAUAUGGCCAUAAUACUGAAUAAACCUGUCUGUCUGUCUUGCUAUAUCUUAAACGUUCCGUUUGAAAUCCCGAUCACCAAAUAAGUAAGGUAAGGUAAGGUAAGGUAAGGUAAGGUAAGGUAAGGUAAGGUAAGGUAAGGUAAGGUAAGGUAAGGUAAGGUAAGGUAAGGUAAGGUAAGGUAAGGUAAGGUAAGGUAAGGUAAGGUAAGUAGUAUCCACAAAACGUUGUUACUUCAGGAUUGUUUUCGGGAUGAGGAUACAGAUAGCUAGAUAGAUAUUGUAUUCGGUAUUUAAGGCCACAUGGCCCAUUGUACAGUUGACAUUUUCAUUUGUUUUUUGGCGUGAUAUACAUGAUAUAUAAAAAAUCUGACAGUGAAUAUAUGUUCAACAAUAUGGCUAUUGAUCGUGUAACAGCAGAGUUGUUGGAUUUUAUUACUGAUCAUUAACAUCUUGUGUUUAUACCUAUUGGUAAACAUCGGAAUAUAUUUUUCUCUAAGAUGUUCAUGUUUAUCACAUACUAAUAAAACCUGAAAUUCAUCCUCAAUCUCUCCUAAUUGUCAGUUUCGUACAGAUACUCAUUUCAACAUCCCUUUUUUCACAUCUACAUGUACGUCUAGAAUUUACAUUGAAAUUGUGUAAUGACCCUCUAAAUUUGCACAAUGCCUUAAGAAGCGAUUUAUCAUCUAACAUACAUACAUACCUCUCUGGUUCUAUAGCAGAUGGGGACACAGUGGGCAUAUGUAAGGAAUCAGCCAAUGAUACAGACAAUAUUACCAUGUGUUAUGUUAUAUCGCUGUCAAUCCGUGUAUCUAGCCAAACCAGUAGAAGCUCAUUAUUCUUAGAUUAUGUCAGUGCGACGUAUGUUUUGCUGACAAAUGACUGUUAAAAUAGUCUUUAACAGCACACUAACGAAGUAAGUUUAAAAAAUAAAGACCACGUUUAAAAAAGUUUUUUUUUAAAUUUUCAUAUUGAUUUUAAUUCGAUUUUUAGGUUAAAUGAAUACAAACAGUUUGCUAAAAUACAUGUUUCAAAUAAUGUCCUCCAGAUUUUCAGUCGAAUGUGGCCAUCAUAAAAAGACUUCACAAGUCAUAAAGAACACUUCCAGCUAUUCCGCCACACUGGAGGCUUUGAUUAUGUGGAAGGUGAGCUGCGUGUAUUUAUUGAUAUUGACAGCUUUUCCCAACGGAGAAGAGCAUGAUUCACCAAUCAUCUCAUCAACCCGCCAAAAACUGAAACCUUUGUAAGACAAUAUUCAUACUAUUAAAUGUUUGAGUAAUUCACUUGCCGAGUGCUAAGCUAAGAAAGAAAAUAUCUAUCGCUGGAACAUUAAAGGGCAACAACACUUCAAUUUUGAAAGUAUUGAAAUAUGGAUGUCUUUUUGCUUCGCGGAUUCAAAAUUUGCUUUUUAUUGGCCCAUAUUCUCGACUGGUGCUCGGCGCUAAUCUGGGGAUUACGUGGCCUAAUAAAAGAUGCACCGGCGAGACGAAUCAGUGGUGGCGUAGUGUUGCCUUUUAAGUGUAUAUUUACUCCACCCGCGUAUUCAGCAUUUACAUUUAAUUUUAUUUUCCAUCGUGUUUGUAUUUUGGGCCUAGGACCUAAAGUACAGAAUAAAUUCUGUCUGUCCGUUUGUCUUAAAUGUUCGGUGCGGUUAACGUGCACGUGGCUUUUUCAAUGUCCUGCUGAUAGGUACCAAGUACAUUGUUGAAUUGAUGACCUUUUGACUGGAUAACAAGUACAUGCACAUGUACCAAUGAAGUUUUCAUUGGCUAAGAAGAAAAUAACCGGCAAAGGUUGGGGAUGCAUUAUAACAGCAUCAGAGAGCACAAAUAUUGCCUCAUCACUUCAUGGAAAUUGUUAUCCAUCUACCAUUUCAUAAGUCAUAUUUCCAUUUCUUUCUUAUAUACCUCAAAUAUGUAUUAUUGUUAUGUUGCAAAAUAAACACUUUUAUUA
Molecule: messenger RNA, 6071 nt
Organism: Haliotis rufescens (red abalone)
Lineage: Eukaryota; Metazoa; Mollusca; Gastropoda; Lepetellida; Haliotidae
Product: relaxin receptor 2-like
Exons: 17
Coding region: 459-2954 (831 amino acids)
Biological process (GO): G protein-coupled receptor signaling pathway
Cellular component (GO): membrane
Molecular function (GO): protein-hormone receptor activity; protein binding; G protein-coupled receptor activity
Source: RefSeq, a predicted model, not a curated record